AUGGACAGGAACAUUCUUGAUGCUGUUAGUGGUGGAGCAUUAGUCGAUAAAACUCCAGUUGCUGCCAAAGCCCUUAUUGAAAAUAAGUCUCUUAAUUCUCAACAGUUCACCACUAGAGACAAUUCUGUGCAAAGCAAAGGCGUGAGUCAAAUUCAAGUUUCUUCCAACAAAGCUUUAGAUACCAGAAUUGACGAACUCACUGCCUUGGUCAAACAGUUGGCAGUAGCAAAACCUCAAACAGCAACUUUGUGUGGCAUUUGUACUUCUCCUGAGCACCCGACCGAUACUUGUUCUAUUCUGAGAGACGAGUCCAUUACUGAGCUGCCACAAGCUUAUGCAGCCAACCUUUACAAUCAAAAUAGCCAACAACAUAACUCACCUCAAGUGGCUGCCCUUGCACCUUCCGGACCAUCCUUGGAGGAUCUUGUUAAGCAAAUGGCCGUGAACAACCUCCAGCUCCAACAAAGGACCGAUGCUAGCAUUCAGACCUUGAACACACAGAUGGGACAGCUUGCUACUCAAAUAAAUAACAUGCAAGCUCAAGGUUCGAACCAACUUCCAGCCCAGACAGUUGUCAAUCCGAAUGGUCCUAAUGCUAAUGUGAGCGCAAUUUCUUUGAGAUCCGGAAAAGUUAUAGAACCAGCCCCUGAAAAAAAUAAAAAAAUCAUUGAGGUUCCAAAGUAUGCAAAAUUUCUAAAAGACUUGUGCACAAGUAAGAAAAGGUUGAAGGGCAAUGAGAGAGUAUAUUUGGGACGAAACAUUUCAGCCCUUAUCCAACCUAAACAUUCACCUGAAAAAGCUACUGUUUCAUCCCUCAAUCAGGCCAUACCCCAAAAGUGCAAGGAUCCAGGAACUUUUUAUAUUCCAUGUACCAUUGGAGAUAGUGAAUUCGACAAUUGCAUGCUUGAUUUGGGAGCAGACAUUAAUGUUAUUCCUACUUCUGUUUAUAAUAACCUUGAUCUUGGUCCUUUACAGCAUACAGGGACAUUGUGGGCAUUUUCACAAUUGUUAUUGCAUUGUUGUGCAUUAGUCCUGGCUACUAGGUCUUCUUGUUCUGAGCUUUUUGAUUUCGAUCAUGAGGUAGAGAGAACUUUGCACACACGUCGUAGAGCAGGCCAGACUAGCAAUAGUUCACCACCCACAAUUGAGUCUGAUUCUGAUUCUGAUUACUUUCAUAACUUGUUUGAUUCGGAUUCUGAAAUUGUUUUUGAUAUGGCUGACCAAAGAGCUUUAAGGCAGUUAGUUGCCCCUGAUGUGAAUUAUAAUGGCUUGUGUUGA
Lathyrus oleraceus (garden pea) is the source of this 1278-nucleotide messenger RNA. RefSeq lists its product as uncharacterized. Lineage: Eukaryota; Viridiplantae; Streptophyta; Magnoliopsida; Fabales; Fabaceae. The transcript has 4 exons. The record is from RefSeq and is a predicted model, not a curated record. The coding region runs from base 1 to 1278 and encodes 425 amino acids.